UGCCCCCCGGCUACCUCUUCCAGCGCCUUUCGAGCCCCCACCCCCCUCCACACACACGUACCUGGGGACCUCGGACCGAGGAUAGUCUGGCCCCGAAUUGUAGCGGAGGCUUAUUUCCAGGGUCGCAGCCUCCCCGUGGAUGCACAGACCAGCUCCCAGCCCAGACAGCUUCUCUGCAGGAACCCCAGCCUCAUCAUGGACCCAGAGUGCUCCCGCCUCCUCCCGGCUCUCUGUGCCGUCCUGGCUGACCCACGGCAGCCGGUGACAGAUGACACCUGUGUAGAGAAACUCCUGGACUGGUUUACAACAGUGGCAGAAGAAGGAUCCAGCCUGCUGCUGCUGCAGGAGAACCCGUGCCUGGUGGAGCUGCUGUCCCACGCCUGCAGGUCCCAGGAGGUGAGCGUCCGCGUCCUCACCUUCGCACUGCGCCUUGCCGGGGUGUUCGCCGCCCAGGAAAGCUGCUUCCAGUAUCUCCAGGGAGAGCUGGUGCCCGGGCUCUUCGGGGAGGCGGGCCCCCUGAGCUCGCCCGCCUGGACCGCCCCCUCCGUGCGCAGCGGCUGGGUCCAAGGCCUGUGCUCCCUGGCACGGCACCCCAGUGCUGAACAGUUCUUGGCCACCAGUGGUGCCCUGGAGACCAUCUUCUCCCUGCAGGGCGACUCCAGCCUGUUUGUGGCCUCCGCCGCCAGCCAGCUCCUGGCCCAGGUCCUGGCUCUGUCCCUCCAAGACCCGGCCACUGCACAGUGUGUUUCGCUGGGUGACCGCUGGCCCCCAUGUGCCCAAAGCAUCCUGGGAUUCCUUGAGGGGUCCCUGCUCUCUGGGGCCGCACCACCAGUCACACAGGCGCUGAAGGUCCUGACCAGCACCUUCCGACGCUGCCACCAGCCCUGGACCAAAGCCCUGUGGGACCGGCUGGGCCCCCUGGUGGCCAGUCUCCUGGAGAAGGACCUCACUCCCACUGCCCGCUCACUCUCGGACCUCUUCCUCAGCAUGGGGCGGUCAGUCUGGGGCCCAGGGGUGGAGGCACCAUGUUCUCAGGGCCACGGGUCAUUGGAGGCCAACGGCUCCAGGUCUCGGGGCCCCUGGGGCACAGCCUCUCUGUUAGCAGCCCAGCGGCCGCCAGGGCCCAGCAACCUCACAGGCGGGCAGCUGUGUGCCAGGCUGCUCUUCCGCACCGCCUCCUGUGGGGUCACGCUGGUCUCCACCAGCCAGACCCUCCAUCCUGAGGAUGUGGCCCAGAGGUCAGAGGCCCUGCCCGCCGCGCCCGAGGGCAGCCCUGCCAUGGCCGAAGCCCUCCUGGCCUCCACCUCAUCCUGUGCCGGCCUCCUCUGCCACAGCCUGGCCCACCUGGGGGAGCUGCACCCACUGGUGGGCGUGGCUGGCCCCGCAUUGGAGGCGGGCACCCCGCCGCCCCAGCCUGACGCCCGGCCGAGCCCAGUCACCCCGCAGCCCUGGCCACAGGCGGCUCUGCUGGAGGCCACUGUGACCACCCUGUACUUCUGCAGCGGCUCUGCGGUGCCCACUCCCGGCCCGGGUGCCCACCUCUGCAGGCUGCUGGCCAGCUGCGUCCGUGUGCAGCGCGCAGCCCUAGACUUCCUGGGGACACUGUCUCAGGGCAUAGGCCCCCGAGAGCUGGUGACGCAGGUGUUCGCCAUCCUCCUACAGUACCUGAGCAGCCCAGACUCCAGGCCACAGUGA
Messenger RNA from Echinops telfairi (small Madagascar hedgehog), 1695 nucleotides. It is a transcript of the gene BRAT1, whose product is annotated as BRCA1 associated ATM activator 1. Bases 196 to 1695 code for a protein of 499 amino acids. Gene Ontology annotation, cellular component: nucleus. The record is from RefSeq and is a predicted model, not a curated record. Lineage: Eukaryota; Metazoa; Chordata; Mammalia; Afrosoricida; Tenrecidae. Gene Ontology annotation, biological process: DNA damage response; cell population proliferation; positive regulation of protein phosphorylation. The transcript has 9 exons.